Molecule: messenger RNA, 1732 nt
Organism: Olea europaea var. sylvestris
Lineage: Eukaryota; Viridiplantae; Streptophyta; Magnoliopsida; Lamiales; Oleaceae
Exons: 4
Coding region: 381-1214 (277 amino acids)
Cellular component (GO): endoplasmic reticulum
Source: RefSeq, a predicted model, not a curated record
UGAGUUCAGAGUGAGAUCCCCAUUUUUUAUUUUUUUCAAUUCUUCUAUAAUUCUUCUCUGGGGCUUUAUCACAAAUUACAUUCAAUUAAUUGCUGAUCAAUCUCAGUGUUCCGUUAUAUGAUGCCCAGCAAAAAUUUUCACAGUUUAAUCCCUUACAUAAAUCCUCAAAAAUUCUCCUUUUUAUUUUUUUGAGACAUAUUAUUUCAAAAUUCUGGGCCUAAUUUAAUGCCCAUAACUCACCAAAUUCAACCGUGCUUUUGAUUCAUCUAUGUCACCUCGAAAUCUGCCCUGAAUAAUAAAUUGCUUUUAUUGUGAAGGUUAAGAUCAACGAGCUUUUGCGAUCGUUGUUCACGUCAAAAUUUUCAUCCUCUUCCCAAUCAAUGGCUGCACAGCGGGGGGUACUGGUGGUGGAGAUGGGAGGUCGGCAAUUGACUAGGGACGAGGCAAAUACAGAGUCCCCCACCACGGGGAAAAAGUUCAAGCCGGAGAAAUUCCCACUAUUACGGUGGGAGUUUGCGGCUGCUUUGGGUGUGUUCUUGGUGUUUUCGACCGGGUUGUUCUGCAUCUACCUCGCCAUGCCUGCAGCUGAAUAUGGGGAUUUCAGACUGCCCCGCACUCUGUCUGAACUCCGUGUGCUUAAGGACCAUCUUGCAACAUUUGCAAAAGAUUACCCAACUAAUUUCAUUCUGGGUUACUGCUCAAUAUACAUAUUCAUGCAGACAUUUAUGAUUCCUGGGACUAUUUUCAUGUCCUUGCUUGCUGGAGCUCUUUUCGGUGUUAUCAGAGGCCUUUUUUUGGUUGUCUUUAAUGCCACUGCUGGUGCAUCAUCCUGUUAUUUCCUGUCUAAGUUUAUUGGCAAGCCUAUUGUUAACUGGUUGUGGCCUGAGAAAUUGAAGUAUUUUCAGGCAGAGCUAGCAAAACGCAGAGAGAAAUUGCUUAAUUACAUGCUCUUUUUGAGAGUUACCCCAUCGUUGCCAAACCUUUUUAUCAAUUUAGCAUCACCAAUUGUGGAUAUACCAUUUCAUAUAUUCUUUCUGGCUACUGUGCUAGGUCUCAUUCCAUCCUCCUUUAUUACAGUCAGGGCUGGGCUUGCUCUUGGAGAUUUGAAGUCGGUCAAGGACCUAUACGAUUUUAAGACCUUGUCUGUGCUUUUUCUUAUUGGGUUGCUUUUAUUACUCCCAACCUUAUUGAAGAGGAAGCGAAUAUAUGAAUAGAGCUAUUGGUGCACUUAUGUCUGCCAGAAAUGGAUCUUUAAGAUCAUGUGUUGUACAGAAUGCCAAAAGAGAAUGCUAGAAGUACAAUAUCUUGUACAACUUGGUUGACAAAGUGGUCAAGUGACGGCCCCCUAUUGGAGGGCCGGCUAUCCCCACACCCGCCCCUCCAAUAGGGGGCCGCCACUUGGCUACUUUGUCAACCAAGUUGUACAAGAUAUUGUACAAAUAGAAUAAUUCAUCUACCUUUGCUUGACUCAAGUUUGAUCGAGCACAAUGACCAAGACGUGCAUGUUUUGUGUUUCUUGAUUAUAUAACAUUCCUAAGGUUUAAUCCGAAGUUGUAUUUCUAUAUGGAAACUCAAAUAUCGAAAAACUGAAUUCAAUAUUGCAUCUGAUUCAAAUGUUACCAUAGCCAUCUCAGGAACAUAUUUAGUGAAAUCAUUCUGAGAUCCUUCUUUAAUUUUGCGGUGGUUGGUUGUCAUGUAAAUUUGUUCUGUUGAGAAACAUCAUCUUGAUAUU